Molecule: messenger RNA, 531 nt
Organism: Acanthosepion pharaonis
Lineage: Eukaryota; Metazoa; Mollusca; Cephalopoda; Sepiida; Sepiidae
Source: the annotation of a GenBank genome assembly
AUGUUCUCACUACAUUUAAACACACACUCUCUCUCUCUUUCUAUUGCUUCUCCUUUUUGCACACUCAAAUCUCUCUCUUCCUCUUUCCCUAUCCUUCCUUCUCUCUCACUAUCGAUCUCUCCCUUUGUCUCUCCCCUCUCUCUCUCUCUCUCUUCUUUCUCUACUCGCUCUUUCGAUAUUUCUCAUUCCAUUUCUCUCUCGCUUGAUUUUUUCUUUCUCUCUUUCUCUCUCUCUCUCUUUCCCUCUCUUUCAUAUUCGCUUUCUUUCCGUCGCUUGAAGCCUCUCUCUCUCUCUCUCUCUCUAUCAUUCUCUUUCCUCUCCCAUUUUCUCUCGUUCCCGCAUCCUUACUUUCUUAUUCUUUCUCGCUUUCUUUCAUUCGUUUUCUCUUUCUUUUUUCCCUCUCUUUCUAUUUUUCUCUCUCUCUCUUUCUCUUCCGCUUUUUCUUUGUCUACUUUUGUAUCUCUCUUUCUCUCUUUUGCUCCUUCUCUCUCACCACCUAUCAAUCUGUCGAUUUUAAACACAGGUCGUUGA